AACACAUGUCACAACAAAUUAUUAUAAGUCUCCCUUUAGGUAGAAAAAUAGUGACAUAAAGAAAAGAACAGAAUGCCCUCUUCUGAAAUUGCUUUUCCUCUGCUUCUUUUCUCACCAAAAACUCGUCUAAAAAAGACACUUUUACACAAAUAUUACAUAGCUAUGAGAUUUACAAAAAGAAAUAUCAUUCCACUUCUUGUUUUCAUUUUAUCAUUUGCUUCCAUUCUCAGACUUGUCAAGAUUUCUGUGAUUACAUCAUAUUCCUCUCCAAUUUUCUCUGCCUUGUCUCUAGUUGAACACAGCCACAACCCCCUCGCGGAGAAAGAAAUCAACUUUCUCUAUGAUCUUGUAUCGCGAAAAUCCCCCUGCAAUAUUCUUGUUUUCGGGCUUGAAACACAGUACUCUUCUCAAAUUUCAACAAUCAAUAGGGGUGGAUUCACUGUCUUUCUUGAGGACAACCCCGCGAAGAUCAAACUUUAUAACUCCACAAGUAAUGCUGAUAGUACUCGAAUUCACAGAGUCGAGUAUCAAACAGUUGCUAGAGAUGCAUACAAGAUUUUAAAACAUGCUAGACAAAACCAGAAAGACUGCUACAUUUCAGCAACUGCUAGGCCUAGUAGUUCAAAACAUGAUGUGCAUAGUAGUUCAUCAAGAAAGUGCAAAUUUAUGUCACUUGUCACAAAUGUUCCUAAGGAAGUGUAUGAAGUGAAGUGGGAUUUGGUGAUUGUUGAUGGACCAGAAGGCGAUAAACCGGAAUCACCAGGAAGAAUGGCUGCAAUUUAUAUUGCUGGUGUACUGGCAAGAAGAAGCAAGAACAAGAAUGGGACUCAUGUAUUGGUACAUGAUGUUGAUAGAAUGAUUGAGAAGUGGUUUUCUUGGGAAUUCUUAUGUGACACUAAUUUGUUUUCUUCUAAAGGGAAAUUCUGGGAUUUUAACAUACUAAUAAAACCAAAUGCAACUACUUUUUGUCCUGCAUAAUUGAACAUAUAUAGUCUGCCACUGUAGAAAAAAUUCUUUUGUUUGCUGUUAGAUAUAGGCAUACAGCUUAUGUUUAUUUCAUUACUAUAUAUCUUACCUUAAUUAUGUUGAGAGCACAAAUUUGUAAA
Messenger RNA from Solanum pennellii, 1106 nucleotides. Its product is annotated as probable methyltransferase At1g27930. The transcript has a single exon. NCBI's taxonomy places the organism in Eukaryota, Viridiplantae, Streptophyta, Magnoliopsida, Solanales, Solanaceae. The coding region runs from base 73 to 978 and encodes 301 amino acids. The record is from RefSeq and is a predicted model, not a curated record. Gene Ontology annotation, biological process: xylan biosynthetic process.